Messenger RNA from Passer montanus (Eurasian tree sparrow), 840 nucleotides. Its product is annotated as cilia- and flagella-associated protein 45-like. The annotation marks the transcript as partial. The transcript is spliced from 4 exons. The record is from RefSeq and is a predicted model, not a curated record. NCBI's taxonomy places the organism in Eukaryota, Metazoa, Chordata, Aves, Passeriformes, Passeridae.
GUAGCUGGAGCAGCAACGGCAGAAGGCUGUAAGAGCAGCGGGCUCCUGAUUGGGUGGGCAGGGUCAGCAGGAGCUGUCCUGGGGCUCUGUCCCACCCUGGGGCUCUGUCCCACCCUGGGGCUCCGUCCUGCGCAGGAGUGGGAGGCCACCUUGCAGGCGGAGCAGCAACAACUGCGCCUGGAGAAGGAGAAGGAGCUGGCCCGGCUCAGAGCCACACAGGAGCGGGCCCAGGACUGGCAGGCAGAACGGGAUGCUCUGAGGGCCAAGAGGAACCAAGAGGUCGCAGACCGGGAAUGGCGGCGGCGGGAGCUGGAGAAGGCACGGAAGAAGGCUGAGCUGCAGCAGCAGCUGAAGCAGGACCGGCUGGAGCAGGUGGCCCAGAAGGAGCAGUACCUGGCCAUGCAGGUGCAGCAAGACCGCCAGGAAUUCCAGAGGGUGCUCAGGGCCCAUCAGGAGCAGCUGCAGCGGGAGAAGCUGGAGCAGGAGCAGAGGGAGCUCCGGCAGCGUGCCCAUGCCGCAGAUCUCCGGCGGCAGAUCCAGGAGCUGCAGCAGCAGCGGCAGCGGGAGCGGGCGGCCUUCAUUGAGGAGGGCCGGCAGCAGCAGCAGGAGGUCCAGCAGCGCAGCCAGCGCCUCGCCCAGUUCAGGCAGCAAAAGCUGCAGGAGUUUAGAGUCACUGGAAUGCCCGAAAAGUACUGUGCCCAGGUGGAGCGCAAAGCCCAGAGCCAAGCCAGAAGAGCCCCCUCCUAGGCCCAGCCCCACCAGGAACCAGCUCCAAUUCCCCACGGAUUUGGGGUUCCAUUUGCAUUGAAUACAUUUUCCAAUAAACUAUGUUUCUGAGAA